Molecule: messenger RNA, 2108 nt
Organism: Balaenoptera acutorostrata (minke whale)
Lineage: Eukaryota; Metazoa; Chordata; Mammalia; Artiodactyla; Balaenopteridae
Gene: SETD6
Product: SET domain containing 6, protein lysine methyltransferase
Exons: 9
Coding region: 61-1410 (449 amino acids)
Biological process (GO): peptidyl-lysine monomethylation
Cellular component (GO): nucleus
Molecular function (GO): protein-lysine N-methyltransferase activity; protein binding
Source: RefSeq, a predicted model, not a curated record
ACGGACGCCGGAAGCGCCUGCGCGGGGCUGCGGUGUCGCGGGGCUGCGCGCCCUUGGACCAUGGCGACCCAGGCGAAGCGCCGGCGGGUGGCAGGGCUUGCGGACAGUGAGGACCCGGCCCCGGUGGCCGGCUUCCUGAGCUGGUGCCGGCGGGUGGGACUGGAGCUGAGUCCCAAGGUGGCGGUGAGCCGGCAGGGCACGGUGGCCGGCUACGGCAUGGUGGCCCGGGAGAGCGUGCAGCCCGGGGAGCUGCUGUUCGCGGUGCCGCGGGCCGCACUCCUGUCGCAGCACACUUGCUCAAUCAGCGGCCUGCUGGAGCGAGAGCGAGGCGCGCUGCAGAGCCAGUCGGGAUGGGUGCCGCUGCUGCUGGCGCUGCUCCACGAGCUGCAGGCCCCGGCCUCGCCCUGGAGCCCCUACUUUGCGCUGUGGCCCGAGCUGGGCCGCUUGGAGCACCCCAUGUUCUGGCCAGAGGAGGAGCGCCGGCGAUUGCUGCAGGGCACCGGCGUACCCGAGGCUGUGGAGAAGGAUUUGGCCAGCAUCCGCAGCGAGUAUUAUUCCAUCGUGCUGCCCUUCAUGGAAGCCCACCCCGAUCUUUUCAGCCCCAGGGUGCGCUCUCUGGAACUCUACCGCCAGCUCGUGGCUCUUGUGAUGGCCUACAGCUUUCAGGAACCACUGGAGGAAGAGGAGGAUGAAAAGGAGCCAAACUCCCCUUUGAUGGUGCCUGCUGCAGACGUACUAAACCACUUAGCCAAUCACAAUGCCAAUCUAGAAUACUCUCCAAAUUGUCUUCGGAUGGUGGCCACUCAGCCCAUUCCUAAAGGCCAUGAGAUUUUCAACACUUACGGGCAAAUGGCUAACUGGCAGUUGAUUCACAUGUAUGGUUUUGCUGAACCGUAUCCUGACAACACGGAUGACACGGCUGACAUUCAGAUGGUGACGGUUCGUGAAGCAGCGUUACAGGGAACAAAAGUUGAAGCUGAAAGGCUCCUACUGUAUGAACGCUGGGAUUUCUUAUGCAAACUGGAGAUGGUAGGGGAAGAGGGAGCCUUUGUGAUUGGGUGGGAGGAGGUGCUGACAGAAGAGGAACUGGCCAUGACACUCAAGGUACUGUGCAUGCCUGCUGAGGAGUUCAGAGAAUUUAAAGACCAGGAUGGAUGGGGAGAUGAUAAAAGGGAAGAGGACAGCCUGACAAUCACAAAUAUCCCCAAACUCAAAGCAUCAUGGAGACAGCUUCUUCGGGACAGUGUUUUGUUGACCCUGCAAACCUAUGCCACAGACUUAAAAGCUGAGCAAGAUUUACUCAGUAAUAAGGAGGUCUACGCCACACUCAGCUGGAGGGAACAGCAAGCCUUACAGGUUCGUUAUGGUCAGAAGAUGAUCUUACACCAAUUGUUGGAACUGACAAAUUAGCAGGUUCCCUUUUUCCUGAAGGAAUGUCCAGGAGAAGAACUUUCUGCUAAGCUGGUACGCACUGAUGCUUGAAAAGAAGGAUAAUUUGGACCUUUUGUUUUGCAUUUCAUACUAAAUACCAAAAGGAAAAGUAGCAAAACUGUUGUCUAGGAUGAAUUCCAAGGUAAGAGUGACAUGCUGAAGGAAACAGUAGACGUGGGAACUGCUGCUUAUUGUUAUGAACACUAAUAAAUUUUAUAGCUGUUUGGUUCUCAGUAUGAUCCAAAGUUAGCAGAAAUGUGAUAGUGAUACAUUUUGUUGUAGUUUGGCAUUUAACAACAUGGACUUACUUUGAAAGUAGACCUGGUUCAAAUCCAGGUCUAUUUUGAACAAGUCACUUUCCCUUUUUUAACAACUGUUUCCUGUUGGAGGAUUUAAUAAGCUGUGUCACUGGGACUCUGAGCAAUUGUUUGUUUAAAUUCCUUAAGCAGCCUAGAUGGCACAAUUCACCCUUAAGACACCAAUGACAUUCAAGUCCCCAUGUAAGAUUUCUACUAUUUAAUCCUGAACCUCUUUGUCCUCUCUGGCCAUAAAACUUGACAGUCAUGAAAGGUAAAGGUAUAUAUUAGAUAAAAGUUUUAAAUAUAUACCUACUCCUUUUAAAAAUUAUAUCUAACAUUGUAAAGCAAUUAUACUCCAAUAAAGAUGUUAAAAAAAUA